Vigna unguiculata (cowpea) is the source of this 1010-nucleotide messenger RNA. RefSeq names its product chaperone protein dnaJ 72-like. NCBI's taxonomy places the organism in Eukaryota, Viridiplantae, Streptophyta, Magnoliopsida, Fabales, Fabaceae. The record is from RefSeq and is a predicted model, not a curated record.
UAUCAAAGAAAGCAGCGGGCACACUACCACGAUUCGUCGUGAUCCUUCAAGCCAUGAAUAACAAACUCCCCAAUCUUCUAAACCGGAAGAACCUCUUCCUGUACGUCUCCUUCGCCACUUCUCGGAGAAAAUUAACACUAGAGGGGAGGAAAAUUCCUUAAACCCUAGCAAUCAACAAAAACGGAAACAAGCUCAAUCCCAAUUCGGUCAGCGAAAUGGAUCACUACAGGGUUCUCGGCUUGCACCAAACCGCGACCAAGGAGGAAAUCAAAACCGCUUUCAAGAAAUUAGCUUUUCAGUUUCACCCGGACAAGCAUUCCCAAUCACCGAGGGCCAUUAGGGAAAAUGCCACAAUUCGAUUUAAGCAGGUAUCGGAGGCCUACGAGGUCCUUAUGGAUGACCGAAAGCGAGCCGACUACAAUUUCCGGCGGAGCUCGGGCGACCCCGGCAGAAGCAACCACUAUUCUCAGUACAGCUACGGAUACAGUAGGAGCGGGAGCAGGUACGAGUACAAACCUGGGUCUGGUGGUGGUGGUGGCUUAGCUUCCAAUUUUGAAAUGGCUCUUCGAAUUUUGACGGGGCGGUCUUCAAUUCUCUAUCUCGGCUUCGCAGCGGCUAUAUUAUGCGGGAUAGUUGUCAUUGAUUCAAGCCGAGAAUCCUUAUGGAGAAUGCAGAAUUCUGGGAAAUCUUUUGAAGAAGCCAUGAAGUCCAUUGAGAAAGCCAAAGCUUAUAGAGAAGAUAACAUGAAGGAACGUCCUUGAUUGAAUUUGUCUGUUUCUCAUUUCGUUUGUCACCUGAAAGCUUCUUCGUGUUUAUUGAAUGAUUGUUGCAAAAAGAGUAUUGAGAAGUGCGGUUGUUAAUCUGUCUGUUCCAUUUGUCGACUCCAGCUAUAUUUCAUAUUUAUUUGUCCUUUAAUUGCUUUGGAAUUUACUAUGUAAUUACUUGUUUAGCCUAUGGCUGAUACUUUGUAACGAACAAAAUUCUUGUAAAUAGAGCAUUAAAGUAGUAUA